This is a messenger RNA of Hippocampus zosterae (dwarf seahorse), 3561 nucleotides long. Its product is annotated as transmembrane protein 132B. The coding region runs from base 20 to 3526 and encodes 1168 amino acids. The transcript is spliced from 16 exons. The record is from RefSeq and is a predicted model, not a curated record. NCBI's taxonomy places the organism in Eukaryota, Metazoa, Chordata, Actinopteri, Syngnathiformes, Syngnathidae.
AUCCCCAGCCCGAGGAAGGAUGGAGGCUCCGGGGGCGAGAGGAACGGGAGCGCCCCGGGGACGCGCGCGCUUCUGGAGGACGCUGCUGCUGCUCGUGCUGUGGGAAGUAAGCGGCAGUCACUCCGGAUCAUCUGGUCCUGGUCAGGCGGCACCGGACUUGGCCCAGCCUCAUUUCUCUGCCUCACUGCCCACCUUCCUGCCGGCGCAGUGCCAGCUUAGCGGCGUCGACUCGGCCUUUUUCCUGCGCGACGCCAACCAGGACGUGAUGCGAAACGGGAGCUUGGCAUCACGCGCCGAGCCCUUCUUACUCCACCGGCUGGAAGCCGGGGUGGCCGCACCGCACGCCCUACCCGCCGUGGCGUGCGGCUACGGCAACCUGACCGCUGAGCGGCAGAUCCCCGUGGAGCUGCUGCAGGGGCCGCCGCCCAGUCUGCAGCCCACCGCCAGUCACGUCACCCUCAACUGGAAGGUGAAGGGCCACGUGGUCGUGCCCAAAGUGGGAUCCACGCAGCCCUGGAUUCAGGUUCUCUUUUACUUGGUGGGCCGCCGUUGGGACGAGCCUGACCCGCCUCCUCCGGGCCUCCUCCCGUGCGUCCGAGCCUUGGCGGUGCGAGACCCCAGCGAGGCGGCCCCCUCUGCCGGCUGCCGACUGAUGGGGCCGUCGGGCAUCUGCGUGGUCCGCUUGGAAAUCCCCCCCGCCUGGUUUGUACCCUUACAGGCCAAAAGACGGCCGGCGGAGGGGGCGUUGCCCUCCCUGGAUGUGUACUACUCCAUCAUACCAAUAGAGGGAGCUGGAGUGGAAUGCCCUUCCUUUGUCAAUGAACCGUGGAAGAGUCCCAAUGCGAACGCCGGACCUCUGGGAGGACUGGGCCUGAACCCGUGGAGCCCCCUGGUGGAAGGAGGCCUUGAGGACAUGCAGAAAGCCGGUUCGGUGGCCAUGAGCGUGGGGACGGUGGCACCCAAAGGGGAGACGCUGACUCUGGACCACAACGUGAACGUCCUGGUGCCCCCCAGUCCGGUCCGCCUGGGGAAGACGGUGACGUUCGCCGUCUACAUGAAGACAGAGUCGCAUGUUGAGCAGUUCACCCUGAGGGUGUGGUUCCAGUCGGGCGUCGGCUUCCUAGCGGUGAAGCCCAGCGAGCUGGUGGCCUGGGAGAUCAAACAGGAAAUGGCGCCCGGCGGAGGCUCGCUGGCCGUCAUGUGCCGGAGGAAGUCAUCGUCUUCGUCUGCCGCCGCCGCCGCCGCCAGGUUGGAAAGUCCGUCUUACGAGGUGAUGCAGUUGGAUUUCGAGGUGGACAACGUGAUCACUUUGGCUCCCACCCAAACUUUGCACUGGAGCGUGGAAUACGCGUCGGGAGCGCCGGCGUCCGCCGAGAGAGUCUCGCAUCUCUACAUCAGCAACGCCGACAUCCGGGGCAUCGUACCGCUCGCGCAGGACACGGAGGUGUUGAACACGGCCAUCCUGACUGGUCGCCGGGUGUCUCUGCCCAUCAAGUUGGUGACGGUGGGGACGGACGGCCAGGUGAGGGAAGUGGACGACUCGCUCAGCUGCAGCUCGGCCGACGUCCACGUGCUCAAAGUGUCCGGCAACUGCGACGAGGUUCUGGUGAACGGCAAAGAGAUGCGCGGACGUCAGGGCGUGUCGGUGGCCUUCGCGUACAUGCACCUGACGGCCAGCCUGUCGCUCAACGUUUGGGUGCCCAAGUUGCCUCUGCAGAUCCACGUGUCCGACACCGAGCUCAGCCAGGUCAAAGGUUGGCGGGUGCCUAUCACCCCCGCCGCCGCCAACAGCAGGAGGCCGACGAGAGACAGCGAAGACGACGAGGAUGACGAGAGGAAGGGCAAAGGAUGCGCCCUGCAGUACCAGUACGCCCUGGUGAAAGUGCUUACGCACUUUGUGGCCGAGCCGUCCGACCCGGGAGGGGAGGUGGUCCGAAUGCUGGGCGCCGACUGGCAGGCCGACAUCACUCACUUGGUCCUUGAUCAGCUCAAGGUGGAAGAUGAACGCAUCGCCAGGCUGGUGGACGGCCGCGUUCUGAUUGGCCGAGACCUCGGCAUCACCACCAUCCAAGUGUUGUCGCCUCUGUCUGACUCUAUCCUCGCAGAGAAGACGGUGACGGUGUUGGACGACAAGGUGGCCAUCGUGGACAUGGGGGUCCAGCUGGUGGCCUCGCUGUCGCUCAGCGUGGCGCCCGCCGGCGGCAAUUUACAAGCCAUCCUGAUGACCGCCACCGCCAGCCAACUGAUGCGGGCGCCCAAACAGGAAGCGGCCAUCAGCGCUUGGAUCCACUACAGCGACGGCGCCGUUACGCCGCUCGACAUCUACGACCCCAAAGACUUCCUGCUGUCUGCGUCGUCAUUGGACAACGACGUCGUAUCCGUAACCAAUCAGGAGCAACACUGGCCCGUGGUUGUGGCAGAAGGUGAAGGCCAGGGGGCGCUGGUGCGCGUGGAGAUGGUGAUCUCGGAGACGUGCCAGAAGUCCAAGAGGAAGAGCGUGUUGGCGUCUGGCGUCGGCAACGUGGCGGUCAAGUUUGGAGCCGCCCGCAGCGACGGCGACGAGGGCGGGGCCCCGGCGGAAGGGGCCGCGGCGGACAACGACACCGAGCAGCCGAAAGUCGCAGACGGAGCCGAGCGGGAGUCCAAAAGUGUGGCGGUGGCCGCGGAGCGUGAGGAAGGCGCCAUGAGGAAGGUGAGCUUAACGACCAAGAGCACCGUCACCCAUCGGGCGUCGGCCGGCAAACCCGGCGGCGGAGGUCCGAACCGGGCGGAGGACAGCGCCGGCUACCCGGCCCAAGUGGAGGUGCCCGGACCCUCUGACGGCGAGCUGAGCCAGACCACCAGGGGACUCUCGGACCUGGAGAUCGGGAUGUACGCCCUCCUGGGAGUUUUCUGUUUGGCCAUCCUCGUCUUCCUCAUCAACUGCGUCAGCUUUGCCUUCAGGUACCGCCACAAGCAGGUGCCCGUGCUGGAGGCGGGCGGCAACAUGAACCACGCCCACGACUGGGUUUGGCUGGGCAAUGAGGCCGACCUCCUGGGGGACCACCCGGACCACGCCGACCCCUGUCCGGCGGCGCCGCCCGACGAGUGCACCACCAUCAUCGACCGCGGCGAGGAUGCCUACGCGGAGAGCAAGUACCUCCUGAACGGGGCGGGCACCGCCUCGACCGUGGCCGGCGUCAGGGGAGGUGCGGGCCACCGGGGCGUUUCCCACAGCCAGACCUUACCCCGGGCUCUCCCGGACCCCCACCAGUGCCUUUCCGCCAUCACCGCCGCCCGACGCGACGCCGAGCAUCUCAACAACUCGCCCAGGGCGUCCGGCAAACGCAAGCGAGUCAAAUUCACCUCGUUUGCCACCGUGCUGCCCAACAACCGCCACCAGGGCGGGGCCGGCGGGCCCUACGCCGACCCCUCGGUCUUGCUCGGCAAGGGCGGCGAGGACGACAUCAAGUGGGUCUGCCACGACGUAGACAUGGGCCAGUCGGAAAUCAGGAGCUACAUGGAGAGGCUACAAGACAAUUUGUGACUGCGCGGCGGACUUGGGUGGGGGGCUGAGAAAGG